Molecule: messenger RNA, 730 nt
Organism: Bipolaris sorokiniana ND90Pr
Lineage: Eukaryota; Fungi; Ascomycota; Dothideomycetes; Pleosporales; Pleosporaceae
Exons: 2
Coding region: 12-539 (175 amino acids)
Source: RefSeq, a predicted model, not a curated record
AGGGGAACGAAAUGACCUUUCGUUGUAAACGUUGUGAAGAGAAGGGCCUUCGUUGUUUCGUGGACACCGCCACGGGGCGUUGUGCCGGUUGUAUUUCUGUGAAAGCUGAAUGUAGCUUGUUCGUGACUGAGGAGGAGUGGGAAAAGGUGGAAGCAGACAAGCGUCAAAAACGGUUGGCUCUUCUGCGGGCUGAGGCCGAAGUUGCGCGUCUUCGUCUGGAGGUUGCUGAGACUGAGGCCCUUGAGCGGUCGUACGCCGAUCGUGAUCAUGCCAUCUUGAAGCAGGCCGAGGGGAGCUCAGCCCCUGGCGGUACGGGCCUUCCUGUUGUCGAACCACCGCUAUCCGAGUUGUCGACUGAUCUGGGCUGGUUACAGGCUGAUUCCUUCGAUCCUUCUUUUGAUUACUCCUUCCUUUUCGAGGGGCUUCCCCUCGCUUCUCCGGGUGCUUCUGGUGGUAUUCACGUACUAGUGACUUGCAGUUCGUCAGGUUUCCUUCAGGUUCCUAAGUGUUAUGGCUUUCGGGCCAUCCUUGCCACUUGACCAAGUACUUCCACUGACUACCGAUUUUUCGCAGGUCCUUGAUUUCCUCGACCUCGUACUCAUCGUCUUCGAGCUCUAUGUCCGUUGCUAGCUCGGCAUCUGGAGGUGCUGGUUCCAGGAGUUUCUUAUGAAAGACAGGGUGGAUUCGCAUACCUUAUGGGAGUUUUAACUUAUAGUUUACUUUUCCUAUU